GUAUUGUUGCUAUGGACUACUUCACAAAGUAGGCUGAAUGCAGUCCCAGGCUAGACUGCCAGCACGACUGCUGACAAACCUGUCGAGGUAUGGAGCUGCUUUGAGGUACCGAAAGCACAUUUUUUAGGGGUAAGGAAUCUGUUAGCAUUCUGUUAGCAUUCUGGGGUCUGGAAGAGACUGGGUUACUAUGUUACAUUCACAUAGUUGCAUCCCCAUACCUCUCAUGUCUGAGCUACACAAUCCAGUAGAUUUUUACACAACAACCAGUAGAUUUUUACAACCAGUACUCCCUGGAGAGGCUGGAUAGGAGUACCAGCACCACCUUUGGUAAUGUCUGGACUCCACCCAUUAAUUUCCCAGAAGGCAGCAGGUGCCCGACAGAACAGGGCCUACGAUCCUUGCUGCAAGUGGCGGCUAUUUCAACAAAGAGAAGUUGCUUGAGUUUAUACAUCGUUAUGAAAAUGAGGCUUUCCAACAAAGCUCGUCAGCUUUAGUGGGAAGGGGCCCUGUACUGCGAUAGAAAGGCCCUCGGGUGUAUGAUGUCCCAUAUACUGUAGUCUACACAGUGCCCCCUUUCCACCCACAUGUUCCCCUAUGUAGGACUGCCAACUUUGGUCAGAUGGCUGGAGUUAGAUUUGCAAUUCGAGACAAGUCUGCACACACACGCAUACACAUUUACAUGUAUGUUACGUUUAUAAUGGAAUAAUAAAGAUUUGUUGUAUGAUUUCUUGCAUGAGAGUCUGAAAGUGUGAGUGAAGGUAACUCUGCAUUGUGUACCAAAGCCAUUCACUCCCAGACAUUUGUGGAUUCUAUAAUACCUGCCUAGGUAGGCAGACAGGGGUAAAAAGAAGCCAGAGAAACAUGCCAAACUAGGACUGCAGGACUAGGUGGUGAACUUUCAGGGUCUGGAUGACCCAUUAGUGUCUGAUUGGCUUCUCAACAUCCCAAAACCUCCUACAGCUGUUUAAAAUGUUAUGGAUUUUCUUAUUUGUAAAUAGUUUCUUAAUUUUGUUGGAUUUAUUCUGAUGAGAAGUGUCUACAGAUGCACCCAAGACUCCCCUCCUCUCCUUGUUUUCCCUCAUAUACGUGUGUGAUUAGCUACCAGGAAAUGCUACCAAUUUUGCAGCUGAGUAUACAUUCAUUGCCUCCUAAGAUUCGGUUAGUUAAAAAAAAAUCCGGAAAUUUACUGCACACAGAAAACAAAAGGGAAUGUUGUUCUUCAUAAUACUGCUAGUCUAAGUUUUCUAGAUUUCAGACAGAAUGGCAAUUCCUUCGUAAAGCUAGUCAUGGAACAAAAUACUCGACAUAUGUCGCAGUGAUGGUGACAGGUAUUGCAAAUUAUUAAUUUCAAUCCAUCUAAUUACUGAUUAACUUUAUAGUUUGUUUUUUAUGAAAUUGCAUGAAAAAUGUUUUACAUAUAACAGUGAUAAAUUAUUUCUGUUUCACUCUAAUUCUAUUUCAUGAUUUACAUUAGUAACAUCAACUACCUACAUACCGUUAGCUCUGCCGUUUCACCACUAACAAAAAAAAACUAACCCCACCGUAUAUUUAUACCCCAGAGUUCUCGGCAUUAAUUUCAUAUUUAGCAUCCACCAAUGGCGUGCGGCUGCGCGGUGACGUCACGGGCUCGGAGACGGCCAGGGGCUGGUGGAGCAUCCAGGCUGCCGGAGGAGCUGGGCUGCGGGGUCAGGAGCCCGUCUGACAACGGGAUGGCUCUGUCCAUGCACUGUCUCUAGGAUUUUUUUUUUUGCAUUCCGGGAUGUACUCCUCAGAGAAUGCCAUCCAGAGUCUGAACGCACAGGGAGAGCAUUUCAAUAUGAGAUUCAGGACCGUGUGAGCCUUGCUAAAGAUGUCCGAUAGUGCUGAUGUUGAAGAGAAGCCUCCAGCCCCACCCCUGAGGAUGAACAGCAGUAGCCGAGACUCCUCUGCCGUGAAUCACAGCUCCAAACCUCUCCCAAUGGCUCCAGAAGAGAAGAACCGCAAAGCCCGCCUGCGAUCCAUCUUUCCUGGGGGUGACAAGACCAACAAGAAGAAAGAAAAGGAGCGGCCUGAGAUCUCCCUGCCUUCCGACUUCGAGCACACGAUACAUGUCGGCUUCGACGCGGUGACGGGGGAAUUUACCGGGAUCCCGGAGCAGUGGGCUCGCCUCCUCCAGACCUCCAACAUCACCAAGCUGGAACAGAAGAAAAACCCACAGGCCGUGCUGGACGUGCUCAAGUUCUACGACUCUAAAGAGACAGUCAGCAAUCAGAAAUACAUGAGCUUCACCUCCGGAGACAAGUCGGCGCAUGGUUACAUAGCACCUAGCACUCUGAAACGUCUCCUGUCUGCGCCAGCUCUCAGCGUUAGAGCCUGCGGCGCGGUGCCUGACAAGGGAACAAAGCCGGUGUCUGAGCCCCCGCUAGCUCCCCCGGUGUCUGAGGAGGAAGAGGAAGAGGAGGAGGAAGAGGAGGAGGAGGAGGAAGAUGAGGAUGAUGACGAGCCGCCGCCAGCCAUAGCGCCCCGACCAGAGCACACCAAAUCGAUUUACACACGCUCCGUCAUGGAGCCACCAGCCCCCCCGGCUCCCGUGAAAGAGGUAGUCAUCUCGCCGGAGUCCACACCCCCCAAGACCACCGCCAGCAGCCUCUACCGCCAGACGGAUCGGCAGAAGAAGAAAUCCAAGAUGACAGACGAGGAGAUCCUGGAGCGACUGAGGACCAUCGUCAGUGUGGGGGAUCCGAAGAAGAAAUACACACGUUUCGAGAAAAUAGGACAAGGAGCAUCUGGGGUCGUGUACACAGCCAUCGAUGUCGCCACUGGACAGGAGGUGGCAGUCAAGCAGAUGAACCUACAGCAGCAGCCCAAGAAGGAGCUGAUCAUCAACGAGAUCCUGGUGAUGAGGGAAAAUAAGAACUCCAACAUUGUCAACUACCUAGACAGCUAUUUGGUGGGAGACGAGCUCUGGGUGGUGAUGGAGUACCUGGCUGGGGGAUCCUUGACUGACGUGGUAACCGAGACCUGUAUGGAUGAGGGCCAGAUUGCUUCUGUCUGCCGAGAGUGUCUGCAGGCACUGGACUUCCUGCAUUCCAACCAGGUCAUCCACAGAGAUAUCAAGAGUGACAACAUCCUUCUGGGCAUGGAUGGCUCUGUCAAACUGACCGAUUUCGGCUUCUGCGCCCAGAUCACCCCUGAGCAGAACAAGCGCAGCACCAUGGUAGGCACACCCUACUGGAUGGCGCCCGAGGUCGUCACCCGCAAGGCCUACGGCCCCAAGGUGGAUAUCUGGUCCCUGGGCAUCAUGGCUAUCGAGAUGGUGGAAGGGGAGCCGCCGUAUCUCAAUGAGAAUCCUCUCAGGGCCCUGUACCUGAUCGCUACAAACGGGACGCCUGAGCUCCAGAACCCGGAGCGACUCUCUACCGUCUUCAGAGAGUUCCUCAGUGAAUGCCUGGAGAUGGACGUAGACAGGAGAGGGUCCGCUAAGGAGCUUCUGCAGCAUCCAUUCCUGAAGUUAGCCAAACCUCUCUCUAGCUUGACGCCCCUGAUCAUAGCUGCGAAGGAGGCCAUAAAGAACAGCGGCCGCUAAGGCUUGGCCGCUGGGGCGGGCUGAACGUGGGGAGCUCGCCUGAACACGCACCGGACUUCUUCAUAUCCCCUGACCGAGAUUUGUCUGGUGUUGACAUGGUGCCCCGGCAGGACACCGGCUCUCGGAGUCAGACAGAGAGUCGUGGGCGAACUCCAAGGGAGGCUACCGUUUUGUGGAACUCCUUCGUCUGCCCGGAGACUGGAAGCCCAGCUUUUACAGAAGCAAUCCGGAACUACCGAGGGGGGCAAAGCUGUUUGGACUUGCUCCUCUUCUGGAUUCAGAAAGAAAAGAGGCAGGACGUGUCUGCCUGCAUAAACUGUGACUCUCAUUCUCUAGCCUAUUCAGCCCUGGUUUUGGUGCCACUAUACCUCCUACGUCGGCCGGCUUCAUAGAAUCUUACUCCAGCAUGAUCAUGUGACCAUUUUCCACAGUGUUAUGGGUUAAUUGGCAUGGGAAAGUGGGAGGUUGUAGCUCUGUCUGUGACUUCAGGGUGUUUAUUCAGAUAAAAGGACAGUUUCCAAUUACAGCUCCAGCCAUCAGUACCUUGGUGAUUUUAUAGCAUUUUGUGUCAAACUCCUAACAUCUCUAACAAAAAAAAUACCUUUACACAUCUAAGGGGAAGAGUUCCUGUUGAUCUGUCUAAAAGACAAAGGAUCUUUUUUUGUUUAUUCUGAAAAAAAAACAUAUUUAAUCUACUGCAGGAAUUCCAAAAUAUAUCAAGCCAUUUGUACCAACUGGGGAGAGAGACGUAAAAAAACCCACGUUUUGUACGUACGCUAAGUGUAUUCGGCUGUUGGUCUGUCAGAUAUUUAUAUACCUUAUUAAAGGGGUGCUAUUUUUACAGAUUUCUUUUCUUGACUUAGGUUAUGAUUUCUGUCUGGGUAGCUUCCUGUUGCAGACGUUAAGGUGGGACAGUCAAGAUGUGCGUGUUUUAAAAAAAUGUGACGAAUUUACGGGUCGUGCCAGUGAUCGUGUGUACCUGUUUGUGACUGUACCUGAUAUUGGAAACGUGAAACGGCACCGGAGUCUCGUUUUAAUUUCCAAAUGUCUUAAUUUCCUUCCGGGCCUUUCCGUAGAUAUUUCAUUGGAACUAAACUGCAGUAUUAGGAAAAAGAAGAAAAAAAAACCACCCGCAAGAAGUGUGCAAUUUAAUGGUGAAGCAGUGCAUUGGUGAGGCGUGGAAUGCUAUUGGUUCUUAUGUCAUAUGAUUGAUUUUUUUUCAUCAAUUCUUGUGUGAACUGGCUAUAAAUUUUAAGAAAAAAAUUCACUGUCCAAAAUACAGAAUUUUUACAACAUGUGGUGGCCGAUGGUUCACGUCAGAAAAGAUGGAGAACAUUUUCCUGUCGAUAGCCGGUGAGACGUCUGCCAGCUGCUCUCACGCACGCUGCCUGUUUUAGACCAGCAGGGGGCAGGCUUGUGGGCAGACAGAUUCCUUACGGGUUGGUCCGCCAGCAGGGAAGUCUCUGCUCCCAUCCCUCUGCUACCGCGCUCUCUCAGACAUGCGCUAAUGCUAGCCACUAGAUGGUGUGAAAAUGGUAUCCCCUUGUCAAAAUGCCUGUUAAGCUACUCUUAAAAAGAAAGAGACUGUUCUGCAGUAUAUAUUUUACAGAUAUACAGUAUAUAUAAGCGAACAGGCUAACCGAUAUAUAUAUAUAUAUAUAUAUUGGUCCAGCUUAAUACAGUGAAAUGUCAGUCAUGAAGUUUUACAAAGAAUCCUGUUCCAGCCAAUGUAGAUAAAGCUGAGCUUCUAUUAGUGUAUAAUAAAUUGUGGUACCCCAGGUUCUGUACUGUGAUGCUGUAUGUACCAGUUUGGUAAUCAGCAGCUGCUAUACUCCGGGCCCACAGAACAAGCUCUGGCCCUGCUCUGUGCCCCUGUUGUAUUGUGAGAUCGCCACCCAUUUGAAGAAAUGAGCACAAAUGGCGCCCCCUCCUGGUGGAAGAAAAAAAUGUUCAAUGUUCAGAGUUUCCCUCCAAUGCUCCUGUACAUUCCCAUUCCCGGGCAAUAUGUAAGUCUGUACGUGUGAUGUGAAGUUCCUCCUUAAAUGUGUUUGAAGAAGAACAAAACUUUAAAUUAUUUGAAAUAUUACAGCACUGCUGAUCAGUCUCUUGUACCUUAAGCAGGUUUUUUUCUCUUUUCGUUUUUUAAGAAAAAUGACUAAAUUGGAGUUUUCGAUUAAAAAAAAAAUAUUUCUAAUUGUGGUUGAAGCAAUAGAGUUUUUGAAUUAUGAAUUGUGCAUGGCUCUGUCUUGAGUGUAAUACUGACAACAAUCAAUACUGCAGCUUGGUAAUUGGACUGAAAUAGAAAACAAAACACUCCACAUAAUCUUUGUUUUCAAUAAACUUACUUUUCAUUGCAAA
Brienomyrus brachyistius is the source of this 5923-nucleotide messenger RNA. Its product is annotated as serine/threonine-protein kinase PAK 3-like. The coding region runs from base 1850 to 3565 and encodes 571 amino acids. The transcript has 16 exons. NCBI's taxonomy places the organism in Eukaryota, Metazoa, Chordata, Actinopteri, Osteoglossiformes, Mormyridae. Gene Ontology annotation, biological process: regulation of axonogenesis; regulation of MAPK cascade; protein phosphorylation. Gene Ontology annotation, molecular function: protein serine/threonine kinase activity; ATP binding. Gene Ontology annotation, cellular component: cytoplasm. The record is from RefSeq and is a predicted model, not a curated record.